This is a messenger RNA of Arabidopsis arenosa, 4175 nucleotides long. NCBI's taxonomy places the organism in Eukaryota, Viridiplantae, Streptophyta, Magnoliopsida, Brassicales, Brassicaceae. The record is from the annotation of a GenBank genome assembly.
CGCAAAGAAGAAACCAAUUUUCAAUCUUCUUGUAGAUGCAUAGAGAUAUGUAUUCUUCAAGAGGGACUGGCUACGGACAACAGCAAUACGGUUCGCAAUCUGGUUAUGCUCAGAAUCUUGGAUCUGGUUAUCCAGGAAGUUCAGUGAGUGGUGCAGAAGGAGGAGGCUCUCAGAUUUCUUUGAGUUCUCGCCAUCCUUCAAUUACAGGUGCUUCUCAAGAGACUGACAUUGGUGGUGGAUAUAGAACUCAUUUAUCCACAGCUGCUAGUCAUUACGGAACGCAGUAUGGCUCUGUGUAUGGAUCAUCUUCUCUUAGCAGCUCUCAGCCUUUAAGUACCAAUGGUUUAGGUUCAUCAGUCUUGGACAACCGCUCUGGAUAUGUUCCUACUUUACCUGAUUCACCAAAGUUUGCAUCUGGAAGCUAUUUGUCUCCCUCGAGUCAUGGUUAUGGUCAAAAGGCGGAUGAUUUGUAUUCCGAUAAGCUGUCUGGUUACAUUCCUGUUGAUAGAAGGCAGUAUGGUGAACGGCCAAGCGCUUAUAUGGGUAGGGAGUUGCAAAAUGAACCAACUAGUCGAUAUACUGAUUCAUCUAAUUUUACUCGUCAGACUGACUUGUAUGAUCGCAUUGAUCAAGCAUCGCUCCUCCGAGGAGAACAAUUAUUAAAAAUGCAGUCGCUCCAUACCUCUUCUGUUGAUGCAGGUGUCAACAGACAAGCCGAUUAUCUUACAGAACGAAGUUCUACUGUGCGCCAUUCUGACCAAGAAGCUAUGCAUUAUGGAGGAAGGCUUGAGUCUGAUCCUCACGGUUUAUCAGUACGCAACACAUCUUCUUAUGCCAGCCAACAUACCCCAUCGUUAUUAGGAGCUGUUCCUCGGCGAAAUUUAGAUGACUAUAUUUAUCCGGAGAGUUCUUCAAAUCCUGGUUAUGGUGUUAGCUUACCUCCAGGCAGGGAUUAUGGCACUGGGAAAGGGAUCCAUAGUGCAGCGUCUCUCGACUUGGACUACCCUAGUGGCAUGCUGCCUCGUGGUGGUGGCGCUGGUCCUCGUGUUGAUGAUCUCCGGAAAGAUGACCGGGCAAGUUAUCUCAGGGAGUUUGAUCUAAGGGAAGAAGAGCGUCGUCGUGAGGAUUUACGCGCCAGAGAUAAGGAGCGAGAGCGAGAGAGGGAGCGCGAACGUGAAAGAGAACGAGAUCGCCAGAGGGAACGAGAAAGGCAAAGAGCUAGGGACCGGGAAAGGGAACGCAUAUUGGAGCGACGGGAGAAGGAAAGAGAAGGAGAAAGAGAACGUGAGCGAAAACGUGCUCUUGAAAUAAAACGAGAUCGAACUCCAACAGCAAGAGCUACGUCCAAAGACACAAAGGAGCGGACUCCAGUGCCCAAAUCUAUUUCUAGGGAUGCACGUAGUUCCUCUUUGCGGCGGGAUGCACACCAUCACGAAGCAUCAAUUAGGCGUUCUUCACCGAUUAAGCCAGUAAGGAGAGAUUAUGUCUGCAAGGUUUUAUCUUCGCGAUUGGUUGACAUGGAGAGGGAUUACUUGACAUUAGAUAAAAGAUAUCCCAGGCUUUUUGUGCCUUCUGAGUUUUCGAAGGUUGUUGUGAACUGGCCGAAACAGAAGCUUACACUUUCUAUGCAUACUGCUGUGAGUUUUGAACAUGAUUACAUUGAAGAUGGUGGGGCUGAUGUGAAAAGUACUUCCACAAAGCCUUUAGCUUUGAAAACUGGAGAAAAAACUGUUUGGAAUGCCAAGAUGGUUUUGAUGAGCGGACUGAGUAGGACUGCUCUGGAAGAUCUUUCUUCAGAUAAAUUGUUUGAGGACCGUAUACCUCAUAUAUGCAACAUAAUAAAAUUCGCUGUUCUUAAAAAAGAUCAUUCGUUCAUGGCGAUUGGUGGUUCCUGGGAUCCCACAGAUGGCAUGGACCCAUCAGUUGAUCAGUCUUCCUUAAUUCAGACAAUGCUGAGACACACAAAGGAUAAGCUUCAUCUUGAUCUGAGUAACUGCCGUCACUGGAAUCCAUUCCUCGAGAUACAUUAUGACAGAGUUGGUACAGAUGGAGUUUUUAGCUACAAAGAGAUCACCGUACUAUUUGUCCCUGAUUUAUCAGAAUGUCUUCCUUCAUUUGAUACUUGGAGAACCCAAUGGUUGGCACACAGGAAAGCUCUUAUUGAGAGAGAUCGACUACUCUCUCAGGAGGUUAAGAAAGAUACUGUUGAAGUAACCAAGGAUGCAGAGAAAAAGUCCCCAGGAGACACUUCUGGUACUCCGACAACUGGAACUAAGAAGACUGUUAAAAAGAUCAUUAAAAGAGUUGUUAAGAGGCCUGUCAACGAUGGAAAAGCAACUGGUAAGAAAGGUGAGAAGUCGGAUGAGAAGGAUGUUGCCAUAUCAGAGACCACAGUCCCAAAAGAAGAAUCCACUGGUACAUCUUCUAACAAAAAAAUAGUGAAAAAGGCAGCUGAAACUGGAGAUACCUCAGAUCCCAGUGCUAAGGCUAAUGAGCAGACUCCUUCAAAGACAAUUGUAAAGAAAAAAAUUAUUAAAAGGGUGGCUAAAAGGAAGGUUGCUGAAAUAGACAGUAAAAUGGACGGUGACUCCAAGAAAGACGGAGAUAGUGAUGAGAAAAAGGUAGUGGAGGCAGGCAAGAAAACCCCUGAUUCAGGUAGUAUGGAGAUAAAACCGAUGGCCGAAUCUUUAGAAGAUGUGAAAGACAAGAAUGCCUCCAAAACUGUGGAUAUAAAACAGAAUACAGGAUCUCCGGAUACUAAGAAAAACGAGGGUGCCUCUAGUUCAAGCAAGAAAGACACUAAGACAGGUGAAGACAAGAAGGUUGAAAAGAAAAACAGCUCAGAGACUCAGUCUGAGGGGAAGAAAAUUGAUAGGAAUAAUGCUGAUGAGAAAAAGGUAAAAGAAAAAAUUACCGAGAAAGAGAUAAAAGAGAGAGGUGGAAAAGAUGAGUCCAGGAUACAAGUGAAGGACAGGAAAAAGUGUGAGGAACCUCCUCGCGCCGGAUUUAUUCUACAGACGAAACGGAACAAAGACUCCAAAUUGCGUUCACUUUCGGCCUCUUUGGAUUCGCUCUUGGAUUACACUGACAAGGACCUUGAUGAGUCAUCAUUUGAGCUUUCAUUGUUUGCGGAAUCGCUAUAUGAGAUGCUGCAGUAUCAAAUGGGUUCCCGUAUCUUUGAAUUUCUCAAGAAACUACGUGUAAAAUUUGUGAGGCAAAGAAAUCAACGGAAGAGGCAUCAGGAGGAGUUGUCUGUCAAGCAAAACGAAGCAAAAUCCCAAAAUAAGCGUCAAAAGACUGCUGAACAUAAAGACAAGGAAACCUCCGUUAUAACCGAAUCUGCUCCUGGGAAGGAUGAUAAAGAAAAUUCAGGCAAGGAAACCGUAGACGGUAGCCAGGAAAUUGCAGAUAAGGAAGCUGUAGCAAACACCAAAGAAACUUUGAGCAGUAAAGAAGUUACUGUGGGUGAAGCUGCUAAUAGGGAGGUGGAUAAUCAGGAUGAGGAGGAUGACGAUGGUGAUGACGACCCAGAGGAAGAUCCUGAGGAGGAUCCUGAAGAGGACCCUGAAGAAGACCCUGAAGAAGAUCCAGAAGAAUGUGAGGAAAUGGACGUUGCAAAUUCUGAGCAAGAAGACCCUGCUGAAGAGGCGCAGAAGAAAGAAGAAAACCUUGAGAAGACUAGUGGCACUGUUGCUGAUCCUAUAACUGAAGUCGCAACUGAUAAUAGAAAAGAAGAAAAAGGUCGUAUUGACCCAAAAACCGAAAUCAAACCCAAGUCUGAAACGGAUAAGCACGGGAAGCAAGAUGGGGGAACAUCUGAUGCACCAAAACGAGAGGAAACAGUUGAUAAAGAGCUGUUACAGGCUUUCAGAUUUUUUGACCGUAACCAGGCAGGCUAUGUUAGGGUUGAAGAUAUGAGAGUAACCAUUCACAGCUUGGGAAAGUUUCUAUCUCACCGUGAAGUCAAGGAACUUGUGCAGAGCGCUUUGUUAGAGAGCAACACUGGAAGAGAUGAUCGAAUUUUAUACAAUAAACUUGUUAGAUUGUCUCUAUAGAAAAAAAUAUACUUCUAAUAAUGUUCUCUUCUUGUCUUCUUUGGAACUUCCUGAGAAAUGUUUCUCCUUUUUAGUUUAUUUCGACUGUUUUAAAUCCAGCAACAAAUUCCUAUUGUUUUC